CUAACCCUCAGACCUCUAAUUGAACAUCUCUCCUCGUAUCUCUUAUUCCCACCGUGGUGAGUAAUAUGGUGAGUAUCGUGGUUCGUUUUCACCCUUUCUUCCUUCGUUCGGUAGGUCGAGGUAAAGUGAAGGUAACUGAAGAUACAAGAAUUGAUGCGACCCCCGGGUUUACAGGGUUCUGAAGUUCCAGAAGAAGCCCGAAACAUCGACGUGACAAAACUUUCCUUGUCAAUUACAUUUUCUUCGUUCGAUCCUGAUCGACACAGGCUUGAGAUGCCGUGUCACCUAUAAAUCAAAUUUCUCCUCGUAGUUUCGCAUUUUGAAACAGCUGGUGGCUGUGGCUCCAUCUUGAUGCGUUCUGACAUUUAAUUUGUUCGCUCGUUCGGUGAAAUUAGCAACAGCUUCAACGUUCUGAACCGAAUCUAGCAUUUUUUAAAGGUUCAGUUUUACAAAUCGUAGAACGGGAGUUCGUAUUACACAGUUACAAAUCUUAUACGGGAGUUCUUCAAGAGAUUCAAUGGCAGGAAACGAGCCUGAUUGGCAGGGUCUGCUGAAGUGGAGUCUUGCUCAUGCGGAUGGUACUGGUGUCCCUCGGCAAAUCAGUGAGGAGGAGAAGAAAUGGUUUCAUGAAGCAAUGCAGAAUCAAACAAUCGAUGUCAUUCGAAGGAUGAAGGAGAUAACGACGGUUAUGAACAUGCCGCAGCAAGUGUUAGAUGAUCAGGGUGUUACUGCUGAAGAGCUUGAAAAAAUGCUGGAAGAAUUGCAAGAGCAUGUGGAGUCCAUCGACAUGGCCAACGAUUUGCAUGCCAUUGGAGGCUUGAUUCCGCUGCUGAAUUACCUGAAGCACUCAGAUGCGGGCAUUAGGGCACGAGCUGCAGAAGUGGUGACCACGGUUGUGCAAAAUAAUGAGAGAAGCCAGAAACAAGUAAUGGACGUAAAGGGAAUGGAGAUGCUGCUUGAGAACUUCACAUCGGAUUCUGACAUGAACGUUCGUGCCAAAGCAUUGGGCGCCAUUUCUUCUCUAAUUUCAAAUAACAAGGCUGGAGUCACUUCUUUUAGGUUGUCGAACUGCUAUGCUGGUCUGCGAGAUGCCCUUGCAUCAGGACACGUCCGCUUACAAAGGAAAGCUCUGCAAGUCAUAAUGAAUCUCCUACUUCAGUAUCCAAGCGACGGCAAGGUGAUUGGUGGCUUAGGGUUGCCUCGUGUAAUUACUACUUUGAUAAACACUGAAGAUGGAGGCAUCAGACAGGCGGCCUUGCAGACACUAGUGGAAAUAAGUAAGACUGGUGGGCAAGCCGAAGUCACUGACUGUAACAAUCAGCUGAAGCAGAUUCUUGCAAAAAGGAUAGAAGAGAUUAAGAAGUAUGAUGCUGAAGAUCUUGCAGCAGCAAAGGAGGAACGGCGUUCUGUAGACGAAUUGUGGCAGCUGUGCUUUAACGAGCCUUCUCCUCUGAGAGAAAGUGGGCUAUUGGUCUCGGAGGCUGACGAGUCUGAUGCCGCGGAAGUCUCAAAUGCUCCUCCCGGUGUAUCAGAAUCACAAGAGGAGAAAAAAGCUCCGAUGUUGCUUUUAGGACCCUGAAAACUGGAUGUUAUGCAAUUUUGAGUACCCUGAGGUCGGCUUAAAUCAAUUACAUGCAAGUUAUCGAGCUUUACACGAAGAGAGAGAGAUCAAGAGAAUUUGGGGUCUUGUAGGAGCCCAUAAUUUUGUAUCAUACACACCAUUUUCUUCUGAAAUUUCCGCACUCGGU
This is a messenger RNA of Marchantia polymorpha subsp. ruderalis, 1748 nucleotides long. Lineage: Eukaryota; Viridiplantae; Streptophyta; Marchantiopsida; Marchantiales; Marchantiaceae. The record is from the annotation of a GenBank genome assembly.